AUGUGGACAUUUGUUUUAUAGAUCUUAAACCUUUUAAUGGAAGUCUUUAACUCUGGAGUUUAUUCAAAAUGUGUUCAACUCCUGGACUGCCGACACCAGGUUCCAGUGUCACUGUUAAUUUUACAAGGAUCAAUCUACAUCCAUAUUCUGUUCUAGUGGAGCUAUGGGGCCAAUUUGAUCAGGAGAGAAAAGUAGAAUACCAGCGUUUAAGAAGAGAAAUUCAAACUUUCCCAAAGACAAGGUUUGGUGAUGCAGAAGGAAGUCCUGGGGACUUGUGUCUGGUGCAGAUAAUUGAAACGUGGUACAGAGCAAGGAUUCUUGUUCGUAAAGGAAGGGAUUAUCAUGUUUUUCUCAUUGAUGAAGGACGAACCCUGAAUGUCUGUGCUUAUAAUUUAGCUCAUGGGCGGAAUUACUUUUUUCACCUUCCUCCUGAAGUGGAAUUCUGUGUUCUUGCUAAUGUGGUGCCACUUUCCACAGAGAAUAAAUGGUCCCCUAUGGCUUUAGAGUUUAUGAAGUGUCUCGGUGGUAGAACAUUUGAAGGCAGCGUUCAGGAUGUGUUAAUGCCACACAGGACUUUCCUCCUUGAUGUGCCCUGUGUAUCCAAACAGAUGUUUGAAAUGGGAUUUGCUAAAAGGUUGUCUAGUAAAACUUUUAAGUUCUUUGUUGAAAGAUCAAUGCAGUCAAUGACUGCUGCUUUAUCCGAUCAAGAAUCUCAGAAGCUUUCCCCGUCCGUCAGAUGUGAAGUUGUGGAGACUGGAGAUGUUCAUGAGAAUGACAUUGGAAUCAGUCAAGAUUAUUUUUAUCCGCAGCUGCAAACUGAAGUUACAGAGGCGGUAGUUGUCACAGAAUUCCUUAGUCCUUUAAGAUUCUUUUGCCAGCUGAGAGUUUUUUCUCAAGAACUGAAGAAAUUAACAGAGCAUAUGAGUCAGUUUUAUGAAGGAAGAUCUGGCUUUGAGAAGACUAGACCUGAAGUUCUGGGAUCUCCGUGUGCAGCUAGAGGAAAAGAUGGCAGGUGGUACAGAUCUAUUGUGCAGCAGGUCUUGUCCAGCAAGAAUGUUGAAGUGUUGCAUGUAGAUUAUGGGAAGAAAGAAUUAAUUCCUAUUGGUAGCAUCAGAAAUUUGGCUGCUGAAUACUUCAGAAUGCCUGUUAUCACUUAUUUGUGUUCCUUGCUUGGCAUAUCGGAUCAUGGAGUUGGAUGGCCAGCUGCCCAGAUAGAGCAUCUGAAAUCUCUUAUUCUACACAGAGUUGUAAAUGCCAAGUUUGAGUAUCACAGUUACUCAGAGGGUGUUUACUAUGUUACUCUCUAUGGCGAUGAAAGUGUAAACAUAAAUAGCGUGUUUGGCAUGAGAGAGCAGUGCUUCUCAGAAACAAAGGAGAAUCCUCUUCAAGGUCAGAUUACCAGAGAAACAUUUGGUCGGCAACCUCAAGCAUUAGGUCAAAGUGAUAAUCUGGCUUCUGCAGUGCACAGCACUUCAGUGGCAAAUAUGUACAUUAAGACAGAAACCCUUGGACUAGGCUGUUUCUAUGAUGCAGUUGUUGAGUUUGUGACUGACCCUUCGGAAUUUUGGAUUCGGACGCAGGACUAUGCAAUUAAGUUUGACCAAAUGAUGUGUAGCAUUCGAGAGGUUUAUACCAAGGCAACUCAACUGGAAGGCACUGUCAGAACCCCUAAAACAGGACUGUAUUGUAUUGCUAAAGCCAAAGAUGGCUUGUAUUACAGGGCCAUCAUCCGUGAAUUGCAUGGGCAACAGAUUAAGGUCUAUUUUGUAGAUUAUGGAAAUACAGAAAUUGUUGACCAGUAUGAUUUGAAAAUUCUUCAUUCCAAAUAUCAAGAGUUGCCUGCUCUAGCAAUGAAAUGUCGUCUUUCAGGUAUCCAACCCAUAGGAGGAAAAUGGAGUAAAAAUGCAAUUGCUUACUUCAUAAAUAGCGUUGCUGACAAGGUACUUAUGAUUCACGUAUCUGCAAAACAUCAAGACGGGUAUACAAUUGAAUUAAUGGAUAGAUCUGUUGAUGGAGAAAAAUGUGUAAAUAAGCUGAUGUGUAGUGCUGGAUAUGCAGAGUAUGAAGAAAGUGAGAAAUCGGUAGCCAAAUUUACAAGAGUUGCACCGCCUUGCCUCGUAAUGCCAACUCAAAGUGAGAAAUCGGUUAAUUUACAUACUAGAACAGACCCCAGUAAACUUGCCAGAGGCCCUCCUGUGUCAAGCAGCAUUCCUGCAAGUGGCUGUGAAACAAGGUCUUUCUUCAAAGAGACUUUGUUUCCAAUAGGAAGUGCAGUAGAAGUGAAUGUGUCAUAUAUUGAAAGUCCAAAUGACUUCUGGUGCCAAUUGUCUGAAAGUGCAGGAAAUCUUGAAUCGCUUAUGGAGGAAAUUCAAGAGUAUUAUACGACUUGCCCAGACCCUUACAAGCCUGGUGAAGUAGCCUGCAUUGCUCGGUAUGCUCAAGAUGGAAGGUGGUACAGAGCAUUAAUUAUCAGGAAUAUUCCCUCCUCCCUGGAAGUUGAUGUUUUACAUAUAGAUUUUGGCAAUACAGAGAAGGUAUCCUUGAAGGACUUGCGUGCCAUAAAUCCAGCAUUUCUUCGGUUGAAAGGUCAGGCUUUUAGGUGUAGCCUGUACAACUUGAUUCAGCCUGUUGCACAGGAUCCUUUACACUGGAAUGAAAGAGCAGUAUCUCAGUUUCAAGAGUUUGUCGAUAAUGCUGCUGCAGCCCGUCUGGCAUUGAAGUGCACUAUUUAUGCAGUUAUGUAUGACUCAAACAAAGUUGUCUUCAAUGUGGUCGACCUAGAAACACCGUUUCAAAGUAUUUGCAGCUUACUUGUUCAGAAGGGAUUUGCUCAGCGUGCACCUCUAAAAAAAGCCCCACAGCCUCCAUUUCAUCUCGACACCUACUACUAUUCAACGCACAAUAUAAAAACGGGUGGAGAAGAAGAGAUUUUUGUAACACAUAUAAAAAAUGUGGGAAACUUCUAUUGCCAGUUAGGAAGAAAUGCAGACAUAGUUCAUAAACUGGCAGAAAAAGUUAACUAUCUGUGCAAAGAGCUACAGCGCAUAGACUGCCCCAAAACAUUUGGCACAGUGUGCUUUGCAAAAUAUAGUGAUGGGCAUUGGUACAGAGGGCAAAUUAAAUCUGUACAACCGACAAUCCAGGUGUUUUUUGUGGAUUAUGGAGACACACAGAUGGUGGAAAAAUCAGAUUUGCUUCCUAUUCCGAUUGAAGCUAGUGACAUUAUGUCUGUGCCUGUCCAAGCUGUUAUGUGUUGCUUAUCUGAUGUCCCAGCCGAUGUACCUAGAAAAGUAAAUGAAUGGUUUGAAAAUGCAGUCUUUGGCAAGACCUUGAAAGCUCUAGUAGUAGCAAAAGAGUCAGAUGGAAAGCUGAUUGUUGAAUUGUAUAAUGAGAAUACCCAGAUCAAUGCAAAUAUCAAAGCAGAACUUGCUUCCUUUGAAGGAGUGGAAACAACAUUUAAGAAGGCACAAGAACCAACUCCAAUGAGGAAAGAAACUACACCAACUUUUAAGAGCAGGGAUGAAUAUAAAGCAAGAUUGUCUUCCCAAACAAGAGAAACUAAACCAUUUCGUGGCGAUUCAGGAAUUGCAAAAAAGCAGCAGAUUUCCUCUCCCAAAUUUGAACACAGUAAGAAAGUUGCUCCAUCUAAACAGAUGGAUAAAAGUCCUUCAGGUGGACCUGCACCUACACAUGACUGGGAAGUUUGCAGUUUAAAAGAAAGUGGUGUGGGAAAAGUGAAAACAGGGGUGCUCUCUUUACCUAAUCUUGGAGACCUCCCCCCAAAAUGCAUAGCACCUGGUGAAGUAAAGGAAGUGUAUGUUUCACAUUCAAAUUGCCCAUCUAGUUUUUUUGUCCAGUUGGUACAAGAAGAAGGUGAAAUAUAUUCUGUUGUGGAAAAACUAAAUGCUGAUCAAAUGGUUGCUACAAACCUUGAUGCCGACAGUUUACAGCCAGAUGAUUUAGUGUGUGCAGAGUUUCCAGAUGAUGGUUCCUGGUACCGUGCUGUUUUAAAAAACAAACUUGAAGAUGGCACGCUGAAUGUAGAAUUUUUAGACUUUGGAAAUACAGCUACAAUUGAUGCCACAAAGGUUCGUCCACUACCCCAAGAAUUCAUAAAGAUCCCAAGGCUAAGCAUUCAUUGUUUGCUCACUGGUGUGGAAAGUGCCAAUACUGAUGGUGAGUGGGGGCAAGAUUCUGUGAUGCAAUUCAAAAAGGCAACUGGUGAAAAUGAAGGAAUCAAAAAAUUAACAUGCGAAUUCAUGAAGCAGUCUGGACUGUUGUGGGAGGUUAAUCUACUUGACCAACAGAACAUUGUUGCUGACUAUUUAGUUAGGAGUGGUUUUGCAGCCAGUAGGGGUCUUGCAAAACAGUGUCUACAGAAAGACCCUGAAAUGGAAAAACAUGCAUUGCAAUAUUGCACAUACGAGAUAUCACCUGGACAGACAUUGGAGGCCUAUGCUUCUUCUGUGGUGGGUCCAGAAUAUUUCUGGUGUCAGUCUGCAAAUUCAGAUGUGCUUCAAAGAAUUGAUGAAAUAGCGGAUGCAGCUGGAAACGCGCCAGAAGAGACCGGUGUCUGUGUUGGUUCUCUAUGUCCAGGAAACCCAUGCCUUGCUCUGUUUACAGAAGAUGAACACUGGUAUAGAGCAGAAAUAAAAAGAAUAAAUGGUGAUGUUCUCUCAAUAAUAUUUGUGGACUAUGGUAAUGAAGUUGAUGUAAACCAAGAAUUAGUUAAGUUGCUGCCUGCUGAAUUUUUAAAAAUACCCAGGCAAGCAUUUUUGUGCAUUUUGGAAGGGUUUGAUCUCUCUGCUGGCUUCUGGGAUGUUGGUGCUGCAGACAAGUUUUACGAACUUCUUUCAGACAAACUUUUAAAAGUUUCAGUUUUGAAGUGUGACGAGCAUAACCAUGGAGUUCAUCUAUUUCAUGUCAAAGUAGAGAGUAAUGAAGCAGUGGUAAAUGACGUCAUGAGAAAUUACUGGAAAAUGCACACUGCAGAAAGAAAUGAGCAUGUAAAUACUGAGCAUGAACAGCAGCAACCUAUUGCAGACAUGCUGGUUGCAAAUGAAGGGUGUCCACCUGAAGAAAAGUCUCAAUUGCAGAGAAGGGUCACAGAACUAUUGAGUAAUGCUGAAAAACUUAAGAUUGGCACAGAACAAAGUAUUAAUCUUCCUUCCAAAACGGAAAGCUUUACAGUGGAUGAAACUAGUGGAGACGUAGUUAGAACAACAUAUGACGCUGUUGACCAUGGUCUUCAAGCCUCUGCUCAAAAAUCCCUUCCAUCUAAAGAGAAUUCUUUGUCAACUGUACAAAAAAAUGCAGAACUUUUUAGCGACGCUGGAAAGGUGCAGACGGGCAUGCAUGAAGAAUGUACAGUUGUAGGAAGUGAUUUUUCUCAUUUGCCUUCUGUACAUGAAACUGGAAGCAAUGUUUGUCAGCCCCUAGACGAUGUUCUGAAAACCUUUACAAUGGAAAAGUGUGAAGUUGUGUCAACAGUACAGAGUGCUACCAAAGAGCUUCAAACAGAUAAACAAAGUGUGACUGUUUCUUCAAGCACAGACACCUUUCAAGAUGUAACUGAUGUAAACAAACUCUCAAUAAAAUUAAGUGAUGAAAAAUCAAUCCAUGAUGUCCAGGAUGUUGAGAGAGUGUUCUUUGAAGAAAAUGUUAACAAUUCUUCUAGCGGAGAAAAAACUUGUCCAAGGGAAGAAACCGAAGCCCAAAAAAAUGUUCUGUUUGAAGAGUGUGAGUAUUUGGAAUCGAGUAUUGAUGAACCAAGUGUUAAUAUACUUUCUUCCAAUGGAAGAGAAACUUCUACACAAGAAGAGAACUAUAUGGGCACAAACACAGUUGAAAUAAAUUAUACGGUGGUUAGUCAUCCUGAAUAUGACCAUGUUUUCCAGCACCAUGAAGAUAUUCAAGGAAGUGAUACAAAUGUCAGGGAAACUAGUACAGCCUGCAACAUUCUAAAUCUGUCUCUUGCAGAACAUUCUUGGUGUAGCCUGAAUGACGUAGAUCAACAAUGCUGCAUAGCGGAGGGAAACCUUGAGCCUUUAGUUUCUUACGAUCAAGUAGAAGGUAAUGAUAUUCACGAGGAUGUUCUCGGACAACUAGUGGGUUCAGAUACAGCAGCCAAAGAGGAGAAGGAGGAGGUGGUGGAUAUUUUUGUUAUGAACACAGAGAUCAAAAGUUUGCAAAACCAACAAAGUAAACCUCAAGAAUGUGAACCAGAUUUUAUUGGAUUGAAACUUGAGACUGGAGACGAGCUUGGUGUUGGAUCUGAUUGUGUUGUGUGGUCCUACGUCUACAAAACUUGGUGCAAGGCUCAGAUUCUGAAGGUCUAUGAUGAGACGACAAAGGUAUUGCUAUUGGAAUCUAAUGCUGAAGAUAUAGUGGCCUCACAGAACAUUUUGAAAACUGCACCACCCAGGAGUAUAAAUCAUCCCGCUCAGAUGGCUGUUCAGGUCCCAGGUGCAGCUGCAAAAUGCAGUUCUUCAACUGGUGCAGUCCAGCUAGGUGUGCCUGCAUUGGAUGUGGAAAAAGAAUGUGCAUCAACCCCUGGAUUUGAAGCAUUUUCAAAAGAGCCCCAUUUUGAGGAUGAACCGGUUAAUCGGUUGCUAGAAGACGACAGCUAUGUUGCAGAAACACAUGAGAAUCCUGCAUUGGCUAGAGAUCAGCAGGAGUUGAUCGGCCUUGUGGCUAAAUUACCCUUAAAAGUUGAAGAGGACAGUUCACCUGAGACCCCCCUGGAAAUUACCGACAUGAGAAUGGACUGCACUGAAGAUCCUGAAUUGUUUGUAAUAGAAAAGGCAGAAUUAAUGUAACUGUUUUGCAUAUCCUCUACACCCAUACAUAUAGCACGAUGGAAUAACACCCUACUAUAUGUUUAUAUUGUUGUUUUAAAAGUUAACUACAGUCUGUGUCCCUUGUGCCUUUGUCUCUUAGUUAUUGGAGUCUGUU
Molecule: messenger RNA, 6954 nt
Organism: Polyodon spathula (Mississippi paddlefish)
Lineage: Eukaryota; Metazoa; Chordata; Actinopteri; Acipenseriformes; Polyodontidae
Product: tudor domain-containing 6-like
Exons: 7
Coding region: 69-6818 (2249 amino acids)
Source: RefSeq, a predicted model, not a curated record